This is a messenger RNA of Gadus chalcogrammus (walleye pollock), 4564 nucleotides long. RefSeq lists its product as uncharacterized. The record is from RefSeq and is a predicted model, not a curated record. The transcript is spliced from 3 exons. The coding region runs from base 36 to 3770 and encodes 1244 amino acids. NCBI's taxonomy places the organism in Eukaryota, Metazoa, Chordata, Actinopteri, Gadiformes, Gadidae. Gene Ontology annotation, molecular function: GTP binding; protein binding.
CAUCCUGUUCUAAGUACGCAGCCAAGACAGCCAAGAUGGCCGUGGACAGUGAUACGACCGUAGUGCUGGCAGCAUUGGGCCGGCCCUUCAGUCUGGGGAUGCUCUACGACUGUCGCAAUGACUCACUGAUCCCCGCUCUGACACUUUGGGACCGGGAAGCCUUAGAGAAAGAAGCAGACGAAAGACCCCAACCCAACAGUGACUUUGCCAUAGUUGCAUCUGACUCCAUCGAAGACAAAUCAACUGCAUUGAAUGUUGAAGCUUCACUCAAAGCCAGUUUUCUGUCUGGACUGGUUGAGAUAGAAGGCUCUGCUAAAUUCCUCUCAGAUUCUAAGAUUUCCAGAAAUCAGGCUAGAGUGACACUAAAAUACAAAACGACCACCAAGUUCAAAGAGCUGUCAAUGAAUCACAUUGGCAGAGGUAAUAUAAAGCAUCCAUAUGUGUUUGAGUCAGGACAAGCAACACACGUAGUGACAGGAAUCCUAUAUGGGGCACAAGCCUUCUUUGUGUUUGACCGUGAGGUGUCAGAAAAGGAAGAUAGGCAAGUCAUCGAGGGCAAUCUAAAGGUGCUGAUCAAGAAGAUACCCGCCUUGACGAUAGACGGUCAAGGUUCUCUGAACAUGGCAGACACGGACAUUGCAAAUGUUGAGAAGUUCUCCUGCAAGUUCCAUGGGGACUUCAACCUUGAAAAACACCCUGUGUCUUUUAAGGAGGCAAUAGAAGUCUAUCAAAGCCUACCUAAGCUAAUGGGAACCAACGGAGCGAAUGCUGUGCCUCAGAAGGUCUGGUUAAUGCCACUGAAGGCUCUAGAUUCUGCUGCUGCUCAACUGGUUCGACAGAUAAGUGAACGAUUAAUCAGGGAUGCUCAGAAUGUCCUGGAGGACCUCAGUGAGCUGGAAAGGAGAAGCAACGAUGCAGAACGAUGCACAACAGCCCAGCAAUUCCCACAGAUUAACAAAAAGUUAAAGGCUUUCAAAGAGCUGGUUUCUCAGCACAAACUGGAAUUCCAGAAUCAUAUGGCAAGGAAACUCCCAUUGAUCAGAGGAGGAGGAGAGGAGGAAAGUGUUCUCGCAAAGAUCCUGAAAAAAGUACAUUCCUCUCCCUUCAAAAGUGGUGAACUGAAUGAGUGGAUGGAAUGCAAAGAGACAGAAAUCAAAAUCAUCAGCUCUCUGAUUGACAAAAUGCCCAACAUGACGAUUGUCACUAAUCGAAACACUCUGCACCAUGAGAUCCACAGUGAAGAUGUCAGACAUACAGUGUGCUUCGUCUUUACCUCCCUGGAAACCCCAGAGCCAUUCCUUUCAGCUCUGUCAAACUACUUGGAUGAAACCCAACCAGACGAUGUGCCAUGUGCUAAUGAUUUGGAAAAUAAACAAUGGUUCUUCUCCAAUGUAACUUACGAGAAAAUAAAGCUCUUCAAAGAUUUUGCCGUGGCCAACAAGGAGAACAACAGCGUCAGGUUUCUAACAGCUGCAAUAAGAGAUGAUGAGAAGAAAGGUGCAACUCUCCACCUCUACAAGGAUGGAUCCUUAGUCAACAACAACUUUGAACCACCUUCGAAGCCAGAGAUGAUCACAGGUGACGUAACCCAUAACAGUGUAACACUGAAUAUUUCCCCACCUCGAUUUGGGUUAACAACUGUCACCCACUACACUGUUGAGUUCUGUGUCGAUGGAGAUGAUAUUUGGCAUCAACAAAUGGAGAGCAAGGCUGGAGAUGUCACAGUGUCCGGCUUGAAGAUUAAUGAAGAGUAUAAGUUCAGGUGUAGAGCCAAGUGUGCAGUCGGCCUUGGCCCGGCCUGUGACGAUAACGCUUUAAUUAAAACCUUACCUACCAGUCCUCCAGAAAAACUACAAGUGGAACGUUAUCCUACAGAGUUAUCAGUCAGCUGGGAGAAACCAUCUGACCUUGGAUGUGGAGUGGAUAUUGAGCAUUACAUCUUAGAAUAUGCUGAAGCAUCUCCAGAAUUUAAACCUGAAGAGUGUAUAUGGAGCAAACUAACAUUCAAAGCCAACGAGUCACAACAAGUCACAGCUAUUUCUAUGCUGAAGCCUUCAACACGAUACACUCUCCAAGUCAGAUGUGACUGUGGAGUUGCUGGCCUCGGCAAAGAGAAAUCUGUAGUUGUGUGCACAGAAAAGCCACCUGAGGCUGUUAAGAAAGAAGGCAGGAAGAUUACAGGACCCCCAGAUUCUCUGGACGUUCAUACUCUUCCUCUGAAAGCCCAGCCCAUAAAUGUAGAGGGGUGUGAGCGCUUCAUAUUUGGAAAAGACUCUGGGAACAAGAACCGCACCAUCAUGGUUCUAGGAGCCACUGGGGCGGGGAAGUCCACCCUGGUCAACAGGAUGAUCAACUACAUCCUGGGGGUCAAAUGGGACGACACCUUUAGAUUCAAGUUGGCAGAUGAAGGCGCGGCCAAGUCUCAGGCUCACAGCCAGACCUCUGAAGUCACCGUGUACAAGCUCAACCACCGAGAGGGCUUCCAGAUCGACUACUCCCUGACUAUUGUGGACACACCGGGUUUCGGAGACACAGGAGGCAUAGAGAAAGACAGGAUGAUUAGAAGUCUACAAAGGAUUUUCUCAGCUGAACAUGGAGUCAGCGAGAUUGAUGCCAUCUGCUUCGUGGCCCAAGCGUCUCUAGCUUGGCUUACACCAUUACAGAAAUACAUCUUUGAAUCAGUGCUCUCCAUAUUUGGCAAAGAUGUGGCAGAGAACAUCCGGAUUUUGGUGACAUUUGCAGAUGGCACAAAACCUACGGUUCUCGACGCAAUCAAUGAGUCUGCGGUCCCCUGUCCAAAAGAGAAAGAUGGUUUACCAAUUCACUUCAAAUUCAAUAACUCCUUGUUUGCUGACAACAAGGUACUUGGUGCGAACAACAAAAGUGAAGACAAUGACGAUGAUGAUGACGAUGAAGACGGGGACGGAUUUCAUAAAAAAAAUUGGGACAUGGGAACCAACAGCAUGAAAAGAUUCUUUUCUGCUCUGAAUUUCAUUGAGACCAAGAGCUUGACCUUAACCAAGGAGGUGCUCAGAAAGAGAGUUGAGCUGGAGAAUCUCCAGAUUAAGGUGAAAUUGGGCUUAGCUAAACUUGUGGCGAUUAAGCAAGAAUCUGAAAUUCUCCAAACACACGAGGCAGCGAUCACAGCCAAUGAGGAAUUUGAGUAUGAGGUCAUCUUCAUGAAACCUGUUCAAGCUGACAUUUCCAAAACAGGGAAAUACAUCACCAACUGUCAGCAAUGUGAAAAGACCUGCCACUUUCCCUGCUCCAUACCAAACGAUGCUGACAAGAGUCGUUGUAGGGUCAUGGGACCAGACGGCAACUGCACACAAUGUGAGAACAAGUGCCAUUGGAUGUUGCAUUUCAACCAAAAGUAUCACUGGGACUACGAACAGGUGACGGAGAAACGGACCUACAAGGACCUGAAAGAAAAGUAUGAAAAGGCCUCAGAGAAAGCAAUGUCCGUUGUAGAUGUCAUCAAAAAGAUGGAGCUGGAGUACGACCUCCUACAGGAGGAGGUGGUUAGGCUGAAGGAGUGCUCAGCCGAGUGUCUCAACACCCUGAAGGAGAUCGCUCUGAAGCCCAAUCCACUCUCAACACCUGAAUACAUUGACCUGAUGAUAGAGGGAGAGAAGUCAGAAGCCAAGCCUGGCUACCUGGAGCGCAUCGAGAAACUACAGCACAUGAGGGAGAAGGCGGGGAAGGAAAUUAUAAUGAAUAAUACAUUUUAUUUUUGCCGCCUUUACCCAAGGUCUCCUUACAUAGAAUAAAAAGCAUAAGAUAACAACAACAAAGCAUCAAAUAACAGCAUCAAACAUAAUUAAAACCAAACAUCGAUCACUGGUCACUGUAGUGCAGUCACCAGUCAUAGUGAGUAUGCAGAUUUGGAGGUGGCCAGCGGAGCCAAACUGCUCUAGAUGUGGGGGCAUGAUAGUCCAGCGGUUUGUACCUCUACCAGCGGAAAGGGACUGGGUCCAUUUAAUAACAUGUGCUUGACAUAUAAAAGCUUUAUCUCUGAUUUAAUAGCAAGGAUGCUGUUGAUAAAAAAAUUAGCAGUAGAUAGAAAUUAAACAUGUUGGGAAAAAUGUUUUGUUUUUAAACUUUCUUAGUUUAUUGGAUAUUUGCAGAGUAUAUUGCAUAAAACACUUUAUGAGAAUGCAUUUUUCUAAUUAAAAUAGAGGCGCUUUCGUCUUUGCUGCACUGGUUUGUUUAGCUCAGAUGCUGUGCGCUGACCCCCCCCCCCCCCCCCUUCUCUUCUCGUUAAUCUGGACCUGACAACCUGGCUGAGAUAACAUUGAGUGAGACUUCUGUGACUCGCACACUCUCCCGAUGUUGAAAUAAAAAUAUAAUGAGGAGUUUAAAACCCUGAUUUUGUUUCGGUUGUUCUGCUAUUUAUAUGCUUGGCCGCACUCCCCACUCCAGCUGAAACACAGAGUGUAUUGACUUACUGUUUCUUUAUUUUUCAAGUUAAUUGUGCAAAUUCUUAUGUGUGCUUUUCACACACUUCAACACAUUGGAUUAUGCCUUUGAUGUACUUUCAUCAUGAGAUAAAUACAUUUCUUCU